Messenger RNA from Grammomys surdaster, 1276 nucleotides. It is a transcript of the gene Ube2e1, whose product is annotated as ubiquitin conjugating enzyme E2 E1. Gene Ontology annotation, biological process: protein polyubiquitination. Gene Ontology annotation, cellular component: nucleus. Gene Ontology annotation, molecular function: ubiquitin conjugating enzyme activity. The record is from RefSeq and is a predicted model, not a curated record. The transcript is spliced from 5 exons. Bases 27 to 608 code for a protein of 193 amino acids. NCBI's taxonomy places the organism in Eukaryota, Metazoa, Chordata, Mammalia, Rodentia, Muridae.
UCGCGGGGUGGGGUGGGGGGUUCGCUAUGUCGGAUGACGAUUCGAGGGCCAGCACCAGCUCCUCCUCAUCUUCGUCCUCCAACCAGCAGACCGAGAAAGAAGGCAGCACCCCCAAGAAGAAGGAGAGUAAAGUCAGCAUGAGCAAAAACUCGAAGCUCCUCUCCACCAGCGCCAAGAGGAUCCAGAAGGAGCUGGCAGACAUCACUUUAGACCCUCCGCCAAACUGCAGCGCUGGUCCCAAAGGUGACAACAUCUAUGAGUGGAGAUCAACCAUUCUGGGGCCUCCAGGGUCUGUGUAUGAGGGUGGAGUAUUCUUCCUCGACAUCACUUUUACACCAGAGUAUCCCUUUAAGCCUCCAAAGGUUACAUUUCGUACAAGAAUUUAUCACUGUAAUAUUAAUAGCCAAGGAGUUAUUUGCUUGGACAUAUUGAAAGACAACUGGAGCCCAGCACUAACCAUCUCGAAAGUCCUCCUCUCUAUCUGCUCACUCCUUACAGACUGCAAUCCUGCUGACCCUCUGGUGGGCAGUAUUGCCACUCAGUAUAUGACCAACAGAGCCGAGCACGACCGGAUGGCCAGACAGUGGACCAAGAGAUACGCUACAUAAACUGGGUUUUCACAGUUCUUAAAGGAUUUGUCUGUCACAGAAGAGAGCUGCUUAUGAUUUUGAAAGGGUGGGGGUGGGAGUUGGUAAAGAGUAGGGUAUUUCUAUAACAGAUAUUAUUCAGUCUUACUUCCCAGGAUUUUGUUGUAACUUAAGGUAUCUUGCUACAGUAGACAAACUGGUAAUAGUGACUUUUAGAGCUGUCCUUUGCAGAUUAGCUGACUUUUAGUACAACAGGAAAGAAUGCAUGUGUAGACACUUGUGUUCCAUUGAUUGUAGUCUACUGUACUUUCAAAAUCAGCUUAAAUUUGUAUAGGUUACACACACGGCCAUUUAUGUAAGGUCCUAUUUUCUUGUUCAAAAAAAAUUGGAAUUUGGUUUUUCCUUCUUAGAAGGAAACAAUGGUAUUUAAUAAGUUUGCAAAGAUGAGCUUGUUAGCUUGAAUAUGUGAAAUGGACACCUGGCGACAAGACACCAUGUAGGAAACGAGUAGUUAAUGUAUUUUAUAUGCAAAUUACUUCAAGGGUUGAAUCAGGAUUUGUGGAAACCUGUAGUGAAAUACCUUAAGCUGUUAACUGUAAGUGUGGAAUAGGAACUGUUCAGUCGAUUGGUUGAUUUAGACUUCUUAUGUCUGCAUUUGUUACUGUGCUAAUAAACAAUAUUAAGAACAA